AUGUUCACUUCUUCCAGCUUUCCAUUUAAAUUUGCCUCGUACAGAAAGAACAUGGCCUCUUCAAAGAGCAGAGCCACACUUCUUACAAGCUUUUCCUGUUCCCACUACCCUCUUGUGGUGAUGAUCGGCUCCAUGUUUGAAGAUCAGCUUGUUCUUUGUAAAAAAGACUCCGACGAUAGGCUCAUGGUGGAGGACUUGGCCAUAGAGUGCGAAAAUCAUGAAAUGACGCUGGAAAAUUUUAUAGAUAACUUCAAGAAGAGCGAUGGGUUGGAUUUUAUAGUGAUUAGAGCGCCGGCAUACUUUUUAAUUACACGGCAAAGGGAGGGUAAGGUUAAAAUAUACAUGACAAGUUCAGAAAACUACGUCGAGGUAUUUUCGGAUCCUGAGGAGUUCUUUGGAAAGUAUCAAGAGGUAAAUAAAAACUAUUCAUGCAUAUUCGAUAUAGACAUUCUUGGGGAGAGUAGCAUAGAAAAAAAUGGCAAAGAGGCUGCCGGGCCAGAUGAAGUAGAUGAGACCGUAAUAGAGCUAGAAGAGCCCAUUAAUGAUGAGCAGUUUAAUAAAAUCAUUGAAGAAGACCCGAAUCUCCGAGUUAUCAGGAUUGGGAAGCUCAAAGAAGAUGUUCUUGAGUUUUUAAGGUUUCCGUUGGAGGCCAUGAGUACUGACAAACUAAGUAAGAUUUUGGUUGCAGCAGACGACAGUGCCUAUUCUUAUAUCGAAAUACUGGGCAAGACCAAGAUUGCUGGAGUGAGAAAAGAAAAUGAAAUUGUUUGGUUUGUAGAGGUGUCAUGUGGUCCUUCUGAGGAGCACGAGUAUAUAAAAGAGCUGAAUACACUGUUUUUGCCAUUCCUUGGCCAUGAAGACGGAGAAUCUGAAGCAUGA
Vittaforma corneae ATCC 50505 is the source of this 879-nucleotide messenger RNA. RefSeq lists its product as uncharacterized. The record is from RefSeq and is a predicted model, not a curated record. The transcript has a single exon. Bases 1 to 879 code for a protein of 292 amino acids. NCBI's taxonomy places the organism in Eukaryota, Fungi, Microsporidia, Nosematidae.